Molecule: messenger RNA, 1881 nt
Organism: Xyrauchen texanus (razorback sucker)
Lineage: Eukaryota; Metazoa; Chordata; Actinopteri; Cypriniformes; Catostomidae
Gene: riox1
Product: ribosomal oxygenase 1
Exons: 15
Coding region: 15-1640 (541 amino acids)
Cellular component (GO): nucleolus
Molecular function (GO): histone H3K4 demethylase activity; histone H3K36 demethylase activity
Source: RefSeq, a predicted model, not a curated record
UUCAGAGCUGACCCAUGGAGAGAAAACACUUGUCUGCGUUUUCUAUUUAUCAGUCAUUAACAGGAGGAACAGCUCCAAAAGAGCAGGUUGAUGCUCCACCAGCUAAGAAAACCAAAAAGAAAAGGAAUGGCAUACAACCAAACAAGAAGACAAUUAAAAAGAAAAGAAGUAAACAUGGGCUGAAAUCCACCGUUAAGCCGACCAGCAGUGAUGACGUUGAGGAGAUGUGUGCGAAUGGUAAUAGUGAUGGAUUUGACAGUCCGGGUCUUGAAUCACUCUUAAAAGAUCUGGCAAAUGUAAACAACAGCAGAGAGAGAGCCAACAGACUGUUCCAGUGGUUCAUUCAUCCAGUGCAAGACAAAAGCUUCUUCAGAGAUAACUGGGAGAAGAAACCGAUUUUAAUCCAACGUCAGAAUCCAGACUAUUACAAAGGACUCUUUUCAACUGCAGAGUUCGACUGCAUUUUAAGAAAUGAUGAUGUUCAGUAUGGAGUAAAUCUGGAUGUAACGAGCUACGCAAAUGGCAAAAGAGAGACCCACAAUCCUCCAGGAAGAGCGUUACCGUAUACAGUGUGGGAUUUCUAUGAGAGUGGCUGUUCUCUCAGAAUGCUCAAUCCUCAAGCGUUCUCUUCGACUGUGUGGCAAGUGCUCUCUAUUCUUCAGGAGAAGUUCGGUAGUAUGGCGGGUGCUAACGUAUAUUUGACACCACCAGGAACGCAAGGAUUUGCUCCUCACUAUGAUGAUAUUGAGGCGUUUGUUGUGCAAUUGGAGGGCAAAAAGCACUGGAGAGUGUACAACCCGCGUUCUGAAGACGAAGUUUUGCCACUGGUCUCCAGUCCUAAUUUCAGUCAGGCAGAGAUCGGGCAGCCCAUCAUGGAAGUGGUUCUGGAAGCAGGUGAUCUGUUGUAUUUUCCUCGUGGAUUUAUUCAUCAGGGCGACUGUCUGCCUGACACUCAUUCACUGCACAUCACCGUCUCGUCCUAUCAGAGGAACAGCUGGGGAGAUCUGCUACUGAAGUUAAUGCCAGCAGCUCUGGAGAGCGCGAUGGAGGAAGAUGUGGAGUUCAGGAGGGGACUGCCGCUCGAUUACCUUCAGUUCAUGGGAGUCCAGAACUCUGAAAAGGAAGACCCACGAAGGGAUAAAUUCAUAGCACAUAUUCAGGGCCUGGUAAAAAAACUGGUUAAUUUUGCACCAGUUGAUGCCGCUGUGGACCAGAAAGCCAGAGACUUCCUGUAUGACUGUCUUCCUCCUGUACUGACUGCAGAGGAGAAGGCCAGCAGUGUUUACGGGGCCCCUGCUCGCUGGGGAGACGGAGAGGCCAUUGAUGUGGCUGUUCAAAUAAAGGGACAAACUCAAAUUAGACUCAUACGUGCUGGAGCUGCCAGGUUAUGCAGUGAUGGAGAUGCUGUGUCACUUCACUACACUACAGAAAACCCCAGAGUGUACCAUAAAGAGGCACCCAAGAGCUUUGAGAUACAAACAGAGCAUAUAGAUGCUAUGGAGUCCUUGAUUCAUUCUUAUCCCAAGUUUGUCCCUGUGGCCAGUUUACCAUGCGAGACAACUAAGGCAAAGGUGUCUCUGGCUGAGCUGCUGUUUGAGAAAGGACUGAUCCACAUGGCCAAACAUUUGACUGCUGAAUAAAAAUGAGUUUGCUGGCCGAAGGAAAUGACCAGUGUUCUGCAUCAUAUAACUGUUAGAUGCUAAAAUCAGUUAUCUGUUCAAAUUACAGGUUUUUGUAAUCUGAAAUCAUCCAUUAUGUUGAAAAGACAUUCUGAAUAUUUCUUGCCUUUUUAAACAGUUCUGUGGCACAUCAAUGUUAAUAACUGCAUUGUGGUUUUACCAAAUAAACACACUUUAUUAAUGUUAAUGUGGACUGCAACAG